AUGACAGUGGUGUUCAGGAGUGACAGCUCUGUGAUCGCCCGAGGAUUCAAAGCUGAAUUCAUGAGCUCUUUGAAACCAAGCUCAGGUCAAGUGAGCUGCACCUCAGACACAAUGAACAUUGUGAUUGAGAGAAGUUACCUGAACUCUUUGGGCUACAGCAGUCACGACCUGUACCUGAACGACGAGCAAUGCAGACCCCAAAUCACCUCAUACCAGGUGAUCUUCAGUUUCCCCAUUGGGAGCUGUGGAAAUGUCAGACAGUUUCACAAUGACAGAGUUGUGUACACCAAUGGUCUCCGUAGCUCCAACAGCAGCUCUGGAGAGAUCACACGUCACGCUGUCUUGAAGCUGAACGUCACCUGCAUCAUGGAUCAGGACUCAUUGUCUGAAAAUGUGUUUGUGAUCCAAAAUCCUGGAAACAGCUCUAUAAUAGGCACAGGCAAAUUCAACACAACCAUGACAUUCUACACAUCCAGUAGUUUCUCCUACCCGGUGACUGAAUUUCCUUAUGAGGUCGAACUCAACGAGUACAUUUAUGUCAAAGUAGAUCUGAAGUCGAGUGACAACAGCUUGGUCAUCUUUCUCGAUACCUGUGUGGCUUCUCCAUCGCCCCAUGAUUUCCAAACCAGAGCUUACUACUUGGUUCGCAAUGGAUGCACAGCAGACAGCACCUACUACGCUUAUACCUCUGGCACUCAGAAGUAUGCUCGAUUCAGAGUGAAGACCUUCCAGUUUCUGCGGGCAUCUGAGUCAGUGUAUCUCCAGUGCAAGGUCCUGGUGUGUCAAGCGUCUGACUACAACUCCCGCUGCCGCCGUGGCUGCAUCACACGUCGAGCCCGAGACCUCGGCUCACGUCAUGACAGCCAGACUCUGGUUCUGGGUCCGAUUAAACUCAAAGAGUCGAAGAAGGAGGAAGAAGGAACUGGCAAGCAGGACCAGGCCUGA
Salarias fasciatus (jewelled blenny) is the source of this 945-nucleotide messenger RNA. RefSeq names its product deleted in malignant brain tumors 1 protein-like. The transcript is spliced from 7 exons. The coding region runs from base 1 to 945 and encodes 314 amino acids. The record is from RefSeq and is a predicted model, not a curated record. Lineage: Eukaryota; Metazoa; Chordata; Actinopteri; Blenniiformes; Blenniidae.